Bemisia tabaci is the source of this 313-nucleotide messenger RNA. Lineage: Eukaryota; Metazoa; Arthropoda; Insecta; Hemiptera; Aleyrodidae. The record is from RefSeq and is a predicted model, not a curated record.
CCGGAAAAACAAUAAUGAUGAUGAAGACGAUGAGGAUUGUGAUAUUGAAACUGGUGAAGAAGGUGCUGACAAGCAAAAGGAAAAGGCCAAGAAGAAGAAAAAGAGAACUUUUAAUGUUGAAGAAUUUAAACUCCUUCCUUUUCUCAAUACUGAUUAUUUUGACCCAUUACGAAAAGCGGUUACCUAUAAGAAUAUUAUGAACCUGAUGAUCGGUGUGUGUUUCCUGAAAGAAUCAUCGAACAAAGUUUUACAGAGGCUGCGGAGCAUCCUGUCAAUGAGGAAAUUUUCUAUAAUGACAUGGAUCCCUCGAUGA